UUGUUUACCAACAGAGGGCUGUGACGUCACGACAGAGAAAUCUCAGGGUCGCCCGCAGUGGAUGUUGGUAUUUUGAUCUGAUACGUUGAAGACAAGCUACCAGAUAAUGGUGGUAAGAUAGUGGGGUAUGGUGUGACCAAGUGUGUGGUGAGAGUGCCAGAAUGGUUGUGUGGUGAUUGGCACUCUGCCCCUUGUUUGGGGUUAUCCACCACUCACUGCACACAACCAACACCCCACCUACCAGUACAAGUUUAUCAGUUCAUACCACGCAUGUCAUAACUACCUGGCCUCUGUAGAACUCAACUGUGGUUGUGGUAUCACAAACUGUGACAUCAUGAGUGACGGAAAUAAAUGGCCCUGUGGGAGAUGCACCUACCUCAAUUAUGCCAGUGCUGUACGGUGCACUAUGUGCACAGUGCCACGCUCCCCACACCUUAUUGUGGAGGCUGGAGCUGACAUUUACCAGUUGGGAUGCCAAGCUGCACCACCAUCUCGAAGGCCACCAGAGAGCCCGCCUCCACAAGAAGUUGACAAGUGGCGUUGUCAUUUAUGUACUUACCGUAAUUAUCCAAGAGCCCUAAGGUGUACACAGUGCCGCACACCACGCCUUUCAUUAGCAGAAGAAAUGGCAGGUCUUUCUUUGGCAAAACCUGCAUCCUCAUCACCCACAAUAUCCACAACAACUCCUACAUCAACACCAACUUCAACCCCAACUGCAACCACAGCCAUCACUACCACUGCCAAUAUAACCUCACUGGCAGCUACAACUCCAAGUACGACCCCCACCACAGCCUCUGCUCCAACCAAUAACCGUAAUGGAGGCCAGAGUCCAAACAAAGGGGUCGCAGGGCAAAGUGGUAGAGGUCCCCCUGGGGCUGGAGCAGAUCACCCCAGUCCAGGAGGGACACCUCCAGGUGGGGCAGGGCGCUGUAGUCCACAAGGAGCAGGUGUAACGCAGCCACAACCACGUCAUGAAACUGAACCAGCUGUACCCAGUUACAAAUGGAGAUGCCGUGCAUGUACCUAUGAAAACUGGCCAAGAUCGACAAGAUGUGUGAUGUGUGCCACCCCAAAAGGACUUUGUGCCGCCUCAGCCCAGUCCCAGCCAGCUCGCCUUGCAACACCACCUCCUCCAACUGACAGUAAAAAUAAUAUGAGUGCAAACAUAGUUACACCUCCAGGGGAAGCAAGUGAACCUACCAAAGUUGAGAUAAUACGUGAACCCAGUGAUACACAUCAUACUGAGAACAAUGCAAAAAACAGAGAAAACAUUAAUGAAAUUAAUAAAGCCCGCAGCAGUGACUCACAACUUCAAGAUCCGCAACUGAUAUCCCAAAGAAACUCAAGUGAAUCAAAGGAAAACAGCACCAUUCCUACUAGUGUUGGUGGCAACAAUGCCUCAGGUGCUGUGAGCCAUCGUGGUGGAGAAGGAGCCAUGGCACUCAAUAAUUACGAAACAGAGCGACUCCUAAGGCAGCUCAGACGGCGAUUACGGGAAGCUGAUUGGGCUUGGCUGAAUGCUUGCAAUGGAGUAGUGGAAGGCAACUAUGAACCAGUUGAAGCCUACCUUUCAGCAGGGGGAGACCCAAUGAGGCAGCUAACCAGUGCAGAUGUUAAGCUGUUAUCUAGGCCUUCUGCAUUUGAUGAAGGCCAUACGCUUGUUCAUUUAGCUAUAAGAUUUGGUCGAGAAGAUUUACUUGCUACAAUUCUGUCACGCAUGGAUGGUGGGGGCACAGGGGUGAAGCGUGUCCCUCCCUACGUGGCACCAGACUUGGCUACAGACAUCCGUCGACAUGUUUCCGCUUCAAUUCGUCAGAGAAAAGGGCCAUUCCCUUGUCACUUUGUUUCUGAACUUGUUACUUUCUCACUACCUGCAGAAAUUGAAGAUUUACCCGUGAGUGUUCAAGAGCAGCUGUUUGAAGAGCUUCUUGAUCGUGAUGCGCAGAAGCAGCUGGAAGAGGAUGCACCUAUUAUUAACUGGUCCUUAGAAAUCACAGACAGACUUGGCUCACGACUCUAUGCUCUCUGGAAUAGAACAGCAGGUGAUUGUCUUCUAGACUCAAUACUACAAAGUACCUGGGGUGUAUUUGACCGAGACAAUGUACUUCGUAGAGCUUUAUCUGACAGUCUUUCGGAAGCAUCUCAUCUGUUUUAUCCCCGUUGGAAAGAAUACGAGCGAUGGCAGGCUCGACUUCUAGACUACUAUGUUCCUGAAGGCCAAGUCCUUGAGGAAUGGGCAGAGUUGAUCUGCUUGGCCUCCCAACCUGGUGCCGCACUAGAGCAACUGCACAUCUUUGUCCUAGCCCACAUCCUGCGACGACCAGUGAUUGUGUAUGGAGUAAAGUGUGUCAAGAGCUUUAGAGGAGAAGACUUGGGUUUUGCAAGAUUUGAGGGUGUGUACUUACCAUUGUUAUGGGAACCAUCAUUCUGUUGGAAGUCCCCUAUUGCACUUGGAUACACUCGUGGACAUUUCUGUGCCCUUGUGCCCAUGGAGCCAGAUUCUCCUGAGAACAUGGGAGCAGGAGCAAUCUUGGAUGCUGGGGAGUCACAGGUGGUCUUCUUGCCUUUAAUGACUCAAGAUGCUAAGCUUCUCCCUGUGCACUUCCUUACACAGGCUGAGGUUGGCUGUGAGGAAACAUUACUAAGACAGUGGCUGGAGGUGUGUGUCAGUGAAGGAGGCGUACUGGUGGCACAGCAGCAUCUCACCAAGAAGCCCCUGACGGUGGCCCAGAUGACGGAGGAAUGGCUCAACCAUUACAGAAGGCUUGCGUAAGUCUUGUCUCAGGGGAACUACCACAACAAAUGGAAUGUGCCCCCUAUCACCGCCCCAUAACAAGCCAAGGAUACUCCAGUGACGGGGACUCAGAGGAAGAAUGAUCUGGAACUCAUAAAGGAUCUCUCAAUAACCAGUAUAUUCCAAAGAGAACACUUCAAAGUGACUGGAGUUUUUUUGUUGAACAUUGUCAAGAAGAAAAAGUUUCAAUAUCUCAGCAAAUAAAGUGAAAAUGAUUAUUUAUCUAACAAAAGUAGUCUCAAGAUUUAAAUUGUUUCGUCCAGAGGAAGUAACACAAAUCUGCCUCUCUCUCUACCAUAAUAGAAUCUUCUAAUGUUAGGCAGCAAGAAAAGGUGAGGCUGUACUCCAGUUGACUUCUCAUGCUUUAUUUGAUAUGUUUAGUAAAAGCAAAUUGUGAUGGGUUGUUAAAUAUUACAAGCUGUGAUAAUAUUACCUACAAAGCAUGUGGUAUAUCUGAAAAUGUGAAUUGAUAUAUAUAUUUUAUUUUUAUUUUCUCUUUCAAACUUGGUUUCCUCUGAUGAUGCAUAAUAUAGCCAAAGUGAAUUUUUAAAAUUAUAUAAAAUUAUCUUGGUUCUCACAUCAAAUGUGUUACUUUACAAUUAUACCAUAUCUAUACUCUAUCUAUUCUUUCUUUUCAUCUGAUAACAAAGUAAAGACUCCUGGAGCACGGAAUCACCAAAAAACAGAAGGGGUUUAACUGAAAAAGAUUGUUGAAUACUGAAGACAGUAGGAUGAUUUGCAAAAUCUAAUUAUAUGACUUCAGAAAAGUAUACAAUUUACACCCAAGGCCUUAGUGACUUUACUGAAAAAGUAGAGAAGUAAAUAAGUAUUGAUUCAUACUAGACUACAUCAAUUUGCUGUCGUAGUUGAAACGAGUUUGUGUUUUGUUUCAUAAAUAACACAGUGCCCCUAUGCAUAAUAUGGAGAUUAUGAGUAGUUUCUGAAAGCAUAAGGACUUCAAGGUAAUGUAUCUUGGUUUAAUGUGUGAUAUAUACCUGUAUAUUGACUUCUUGCCACUACAUGGGGUCACGUAAUAUGUAAAAUCUUGGCAUUGAAAAGUGAUUUUUUAACAGAAAUUUGCUACAUAAAUUUCACUUCCAGUGAAGAAAGAACAGUAUUGAUGUUGUCAUAUAUUUUGAGAUGAGCUAUUCAUAGUCAAUAAAGUCACUUUUAUUUUUUACUUUAUAUAUAUAAGCAAUGUCAUUCAUUGGUCUGCUGUUUAUCCUGAAAGCUCCACAGGGAGUGACUUCUCAAGCAGGAUGAUAGAAGGUUGAUGGCUUUUGCUAGGACUUAAGACAAGACUUUUCCAUUGUAAAGAAGUAAACAUGAAAGAAAUGUUGAUAAUGAUAAUCCAUUUUUAUACAGUGAUAGGAACUGUAGUCUUUUUUUUUUCUUUUUUGCCAAUGAUUGGCCUUUGAAUGCUUAAAACUAACUUGAAAUUUGCUUUCAUGCUAAGGAGGGGGGAAAAAAUGAGUGUUUAUAAUUUUUUACAUAUAUUUCUCAUGUUUGUGCAGGCAAUGUUAUCUUUUGCAAAUUAUACAGUGUGCAUCUUGACCUGGGAAUUGUAGCUAUUUAAUGCAAGUGUAACUAAUAUUAUUUUGCUGAUGCUGCAAAGCCAUGCCAUCAUGUGCUCUACAAUGAAUCUUCUACCCCUCUCCCUUAGUUUGGCUGUAAACUGUUACACCAUGAUGACUUUAUCUCCAUGUCAUAAUGAUUGCGUCCACAGUUUGAUGCGUUUACUUUCGUCAAAAAGAAGAAAAAAAUCCAAGAAAGUAAGUCAUACAUUUCCUGUGUUCCAUAUUAUUGUUUCCAAGAUUUCUUGUUGAGAAAAAUGAAUCAGUCACAUCCCCAGUUGCAAAGGUAAUACAUUCUAUUCAGCAGUCUCCAAAAGUGCUGAGUGUAGGCAGAAGAGCUUGCAGUAGGUGGUAUGCAGGCAACAGUUCAUGAUAUGCAUUGUCUUGUAAACCACAUCAAGUGCCAAAGUUGCAUUUUUUUUUUCUUAUAUAUAUAUUAUUAUAUAAAUAUUUUUUUUCAUUAUAUUAAAAGAAUUCAACUACAGAUAUCUUGUUAGUUGUGGCAAUUGUAGAAUUCAAGAGAGUAUGUAAGAGAAACCAAAUGUGAGAAUCUCCCCAUUUCAAGUAAACUGUGGUGUUAAUAUUCUCAAUGAGGAGCUAAGUAGCAAGGCAUUAUUUCUUUCACGGCAAGGCACUUAAGACCAGUAUGGUGUCAACAUGUGGCUUUUGUCAUGGGCUUUCAUCCUAACUUUGGGUAUUCAUAGUAACCAAAUGAUACAAAUGAACGACUAAAAGAAUGUUAGUUGCUACCCAACCUGAUGGUUGAAAUACGUUAAUGCCAAAAACAGAAACUGACAUGAACUGUAUACUGACUUUGUGCAUAUUGGUAUUAUGUGUUAUUGUUAUUGAUAUGUUCCAUUUCUUACAUCAUCAUUAAUUUUUUUCUCUCUCUCUCUCUCACCUCAUGAGGUGUGAUACUGCUGACACCAAGUUGCAUAUACUAAGGUGACAGCGUCCAGCCAAAAGCUUGAUGUAGGAGAUUCCAAGUAUAGAUCUCUCAGAUUCAUCUACACAGGCAUAAGCACUGUUGCUUCUUUUAAGGUGGGGUAGUCAGGGACAGUCAUCAAGUAAAAAGUAAACGAUGGUCACCUAGGGGAGAGUUAGGCAAGGAGUCACCUAGUGGAGGUCCAGGCAAGGACAGUCAUCUAGGGGAGGUUUAGGCAGGGACAGUCACCUUUUACGGGUCUAGGCAAGGGGAAUCACCUAACGUAGGUGGUGAAGGUCCAGAUGGACAGUCACCUAGUGCUGCUCCACCUAAAGGAGACUUGCAGUAAGAUAGGUUGGAAGGAAUCCCUGAGAUGCAAUUAGUAUAGAAAUGGUUUGGUUAUUUAUUACUGUUAUUAUUACCAUUUUUCUGCUAUAUUUUCUCAUAUCAUUAUGAUUUUUAUUAAUUAUAAAUUUUCUCAAUAUUUUAGUUAUUGUAAUUUGUAAUCAUAUUUACAUUUCAUAUUUUCAUUAUGUUUUCUUAAACACUGCUUUUGUUUGUUUAUUAUUUAAUUAAUGCAUUCAAAAAUGUCAGUAAGUGAAUCAAACUCAUCGUAGUUGAGGAAUUUGGUUUGAGGGGUUAGUUGCGUUGAACUUGCUCUAAGCUGAGUUUUUACCCCGUCAUAGCACUCGAGGCCACACUAAUCCUUCCUCAGUCUGACUAAUCAUAUUUCUGCACAUGAGCCAUUUAAUUGAAACCAAUCAAUAUGAGAGUUCUUCCUCCCUAUUUAUUUGGUUGUGAAUAUUAAUCAGUAUUUGCUUUUAUUAUAUCCUUGCAUUCAGUGGUUUGUUAUAGAUGAAAAAAACAAAAACAAGUUGGAAUGAUGCAUUUAUGUGUCCUAUCUUUGAGCACAAAUAACAAAUGCAAGGCUCUCAUUUUCUUCUCAAUUAUCCUCUUUCCAGGGAAAUUAUUUUUUUGGUAUAAUAUUUGAUCAUUUGUUGUCAAAGGCGCAUUCUACAUAAUUGUUUAUGGAUUCCCGCCCCAAUUUCCGUUGUUCCUUUCCGUCCAGUUAGUUGCAUCAGAAUCUUACAAAUGCAUCUUUUCUGUAUUAUUCAGUUUGACAUAGCAAUAAUUCUUAUAUCCCAUAUGUGUACAUAUGUAUAGUUUAGUAUUAUUUCUUUACAUUUGUGAUUAUUGCUUUAAAGAAUUUAGUCAUGUUAGUAAGCCCAUUUUAUGUCAAUCAUUUUAUCAUAGAGAAGUCAACUAUUAAACUCUUCUAAUCUUUUCUGUAGUUUUCUGUCCCAUUAAUGAUAUAUUUCACUGAGCUUGACACAAAAGCUAAGAGAGGUUUAGCCUGCUGUCUGUUAUUCGCAGGAGCUGCUUCUAUUUAAGGGUUGUAUUUGCUAGGUAGCACACCUUUCAUAUCUCAUCAUCAUUCUCAGCUUCUCCAUGGUGACAGUACAAACCAAGAACAUAAUGUGAUGAGAUCAUUAAAUGCGAUCCACUUUUGUAGAGGAUACGGUAUGGCUUCUUUUUUUUAUAUAUAUAUAUAGAACACACAAAAUUGAGCCUUCUAUACCUCCUGUAGGCUCGUAUUGCUUGAUUUCAUCACUCAUAUUUUAGCUGUCAGAACUGUAAAGCUAAAUUUUGUAGUUUUGUCAGAGAAGUGUUUAGAUUUUAUUUCAUGCAUGAUGUGAAGCUGCCUGUGCAGAUUUUUUUUAAGGAAGUAGUUUUACCCUGUUAAUGCGUAAUAGCUAGAUGUUUGUAAACUUUCUCAACAGGUAAGAGUUCAAAUAUUGACUGGGAAAUUAAAGCAUAGAAAGUUUCCAGUAACUAGCUAUUUUACUUGCAAGACUUCCUUGAAAUUUAUUGUGUCCAUAUUUCAGAAUUAAUACCCGGCUCUUAGAAAUUAAAUCUAUGUUCAGUCUUAUAUGUUGUUAUCACAAACUUCUAGAAAGCUAACCCAUAGUAGUGCAACUCCAGUGGAUUGUUUAUCAGAGAUUAUUGUUAUGUAUAUAUAACGAGAUUAGAGACAAUUAUACAGAUUGCUGAAAGCAC
This is a messenger RNA of Penaeus monodon (black tiger shrimp), 7351 nucleotides long. RefSeq names its product ubiquitin thioesterase zranb1-B-like (gene trbd). NCBI's taxonomy places the organism in Eukaryota, Metazoa, Arthropoda, Malacostraca, Decapoda, Penaeidae. Gene Ontology annotation, molecular function: cysteine-type deubiquitinase activity; K63-linked polyubiquitin modification-dependent protein binding. The record is from RefSeq and is a predicted model, not a curated record. Bases 335 to 2773 code for a protein of 812 amino acids. Gene Ontology annotation, cellular component: nucleus; cytoplasm. Gene Ontology annotation, biological process: cytoskeleton organization; protein K29-linked deubiquitination; cell migration. The transcript has 11 exons.